Messenger RNA from Enhydra lutris kenyoni (northern sea otter), 3126 nucleotides. RefSeq names its product mitogen-activated protein kinase kinase kinase 21. The transcript has 10 exons. Gene Ontology annotation, molecular function: protein binding; JUN kinase kinase kinase activity; ATP binding. The coding region runs from base 1 to 3126 and encodes 1041 amino acids. The record is from RefSeq and is a predicted model, not a curated record. NCBI's taxonomy places the organism in Eukaryota, Metazoa, Chordata, Mammalia, Carnivora, Mustelidae. Gene Ontology annotation, biological process: protein phosphorylation.
AUGGCCUUGCCGGGCGCCGAGGGCGCGGCUGACAGGCCGGUAUCCCCGGCCCGGAGCGCCCCCGCCGGCUCCGCGUCGUCGUCGUCCGCCUCCUCCGGCGGCUCGGCCUCCGCCUCGGCCUCGGCGGGCGCGGGGCUGUGGGCCGCGCUGUACGACUACGAGGCGCGCGGCGAGGACGAGCUGAGCCUGCGGCGCGGGCAGCUGGUGGAGGUGCUGUCGCAGGACGCCGCCGUGUCGGGCGACGAGGGCUGGUGGGCCGGCCAGGUGCAGCGGCGCCUCGGCAUCUUCCCCGCCAACUACGUGGCGCCGUGCCGCCCGGCCGUCCUCCCUGCGCCCCCGCCGCCGCCGCCGCGGCCCGGCUCGCCCGCGCACGUCGACUUCGAGCGGCUCGAGCUCCGGGAGCUCAUCGGCGCGGGCGGCUUCGGGCAGGUGUACCGCGCCACCUGGCAGGGCCGGGAGGUGGCGGUGAAGGCGGCGCGCCGCGACCCGGAGCAGGACGCGGCGACGGCGGCCGAGAGCGUGCGGCGGGAGGCGCGGCUCUUCGCCAUGCUGCGGCACCCCAACAUCAUCGAGCUGCGCGGCGUGUGCCUGCAGCAGCCGCACCUCUGCCUGGUGCUCGAGUUCGCCCGCGGCGGAGCGCUCAACCGCGCUCUGGCCGCCGCCAACGCCGCCCCGGACCCCCGCGCGCCAGGCCCGCGCCGCGCGCGCCGCAUCCCCCCGCACGUGCUGGUCAACUGGGCGGUGCAGAUCGCCCGCGGCAUGCUCUACCUGCACGAGGAGGCCGUCGUGUCCAUCCUGCACCGGGACCUCAAGUCCAGCAACAUUUUGCUGCUUGAGAAGAUAGAGCACGAUGAUUUCUGCAAUAAAACGUUGAAGAUUACAGAUUUUGGGCUGGCGAGAGAAUGGCACAGGACGACCAAGAUGAGUGCAGCGGGCACCUAUGCCUGGAUGGCACCGGAAGUCAUCAAGUCUUCCCUGUUUUCUAAGGGAAGUGACAUCUGGAGCUAUGGAGUCCUGCUGUGGGAGCUGCUCACGGGAGAAGUCCCCUACCGUGGCAUCGACGGGCUCGCCGUGGCCUAUGGGGUGGCCGUCAAUAAGCUUACUUUGCCCAUUCCAUCCACCUGCCCGGAGCCGUUUGCCAAGCUCAUGAAAGAGUGCUGGCAACAAGACCCCCACAUUCGUCCUUCAUUUGCCUUAAUUCUUGAACAACUGACAGCUAUUGAAGGGACGGUUAUGACCGAAAUGCCUCAAGAAUCUUUUCAUUCCAUGCAAGAUGACUGGAAGCUGGAAAUUCAACAAAUGUUCGAUGAACUGAGAACAAAGGAGAAGGAGCUGCGGUCCCGAGAGGAGGAGCUGACCCGAGCCGCACUCCAGCAGAAGUCCCAGGAGGCGCUGCUCAGGCGGCGGGAGCAGCAGCUCGCGGAGCGGGAGAUUGACGUGCUGGAGCGGGAGCUCAACAUUUUGAUAUUCCAGUUAAACCAGGAGAAGCCCAAUGUCAAGAAGAGGAAGGGAAAGUUCAGGAGAAGUCGACUGAAGCUCAAAGAUGGCCAUCGAAUCAGUUUACCUUCAGACUUCCAGCAUAAAAUCACCGUCCAGGCCUCUCCCAACUUGGACAAACGGAAGAGUGUGAACAGCAACGGCUCCAGCCCACCCAGCAGCCCCACAGUUAUCCCUCGGCUCCGAGCGAUACAGCUGACUUCAGACGAAAGCAAUAAAACCUGGGGAAGGAACACGGUCAGCCGACAAGAAGAAUUUGAGGAUGUGAAAAAGAACUUCAGGAAAAAAGGUUGUACCUGGGGACCCAACUCAAUUCAAAUGAAAGAAAGAAGUGACAGCAAAGAAAGAAUAAGACCUCUCUCAGACGGCAACAGUCCUUGGUCAGCUCUCUUAAUAAAGAAUCCGAAAACCACGCCAUUGGCUUCAUUAUUUGUGGACCAGCCAGGUGCUUCUGAAGAGCCAAAACUUUCCUCCGAUGGACCAGAACACAGAAAACCAAAGCAAAUAAAAUCUCCUAGCCAAGCCUACGUUGAUCUACCUCUUUGGAAAGAUGGCCAGAGAGAGGAUCCAGUAGAGCCUGGAAGCUGGGAGGAGGGCCCCUCUUCGAGCCCUGCUGCAAGCCCUCCUCAGGUGACCCCUACAAGUAGUCGGAGCAGGUCCCCCCAGAGGAAGAAGACGGAGUCUGCCCUGUACGGCUGCACCGUGCUGCUGGCAUCAGUCGCUCUGGGGCUGGAUAUCAGAGAGCUUCAUCAAGCACAGGCUGCCGGAGGACUAUUGCCCAAAGAAGAAAGGAAGAAACGUGAGGGGAUCUUCCAGUGGGCUCCCAAGUCCCGAGGCGGGGCCAGUCCUUCCACAAGGCCACCGUCUACGGGCGAGAGGGCCAGCAGCCCACCCUUACUCCCUCCACCAGGCGCCAUGAGCCUUCUGUCCGGGCCCUCUCUUUCCACCAAGUGCUUGCUGCAGACGGACAGCACAGAGCUGUCCGAGGGCAGCCCAUACGUCGCUUCGGACCCCGAGAUGCCCACUCCAGGCUUUUGCGCGGCCAUUGGAGGACGUAGUCGCGAGCCGACCUCCACACCAAGACUCGAGACUGAUUGCAGUCAAUGGAAAAACCCAUCUCCUCCUUUCCUAGAGCGGACGUGCGGGAAUGUGCCUUAUUCUGCUUCUUCAAAAGAACGAGCAUCACAUCACAGACGAACCCUGUCCGAGGGAAAUGCUUGUCAGACCCCAACUGCUGCAGGCGCAGCUCUCAGCUCAGACCCCGGAGCCUCGGACCUGCCCCUGGAGUGGACUCUGGGAACGCCCCGGUGCUCCCCGCCCAGGGAGGCCCCACCGGAAAAACAAAGAGCCGGCGCCCUGGUGCCCCCACCUCGCCUGCCAACCUUCAGGAGCCGCUCAGAGUCACAGCCCGCCAGGCAGGCACAGGUGCUCUCUGUCGGGCCGGGUCCAACUCCCCCCACUGCUUGUCCCCCCAGGGGGGCCGAGGACAGGACUACACCCCACGUGCCUUCCCUCCUGGAUGCCAACGCCCAAGGCCAGAGCAGGGACGGCCCAGUGCCUUUGGGCAGGAUGACGAGCAGAGCCAGCGGACCGUCCGUGCGGCAGCUGGAGAAGGAGUUUCUGUCUUAA